Metarhizium acridum CQMa 102 is the source of this 3825-nucleotide messenger RNA. RefSeq lists its product as uncharacterized. Lineage: Eukaryota; Fungi; Ascomycota; Sordariomycetes; Hypocreales; Clavicipitaceae. The record is from RefSeq and is a predicted model, not a curated record.
AUGGGUGCAACUGUUGUCAUGGCCCCGACUCUGCAGCUCUCGCAGCGCCCACUUUCUGCAUCUGAGCUCUUGGGCCCAACGGGUGUCCUGUCGGCUUCACCUCUCCAUCAUUGCUCUGGCUCCGUUGCUGCCGGCUCGACUUCUCGAAGCACUGGAACCGACGCCCCGAAAUUGCCAGAGCUGGACCUGGUGGGAUUUGACUUGCCGACUUUCAAUACUGAUUUUAAACUCGAAAAUUUGGUCUUUGCCGAUGACAGAGAGCGUACUCCUGUCGCCCAUCCCAAACCGUCUUCACAACCCGAGGUAGUGGAAGCUACAACAUCUGGGACGAAGCUGCCCAGACAAGCUUCCACAGCUCGAAGCAAACGAAACUUAUUGAUUGAUAGACCUCGGUCAUGGUUGAUGCCUACAAGCAAGUUUGCCAAGGAAUUGCCAAAUGGGAGUGACGGGGGCGGCCGCCUAGAAUCAAACGUGUCUGCCCAAAGUCCCAUUGCUGCCACCACGUCGACGAAAGCGACGACGACGACGAGGACAUCACCACCUUCCCCCCUGUCGGGAAGCUCGGAAGGCUUCGCCAAUUUUGCGAGACGCUCCUGGAUCUCACGCUCUCCUCGUUCAUCUUCGCCCAAGCAUGCGUUCGAGCAGUCCGCUGCCGAACAGUUUCAACCAGGCCGUGAGGGGCUAGCUCGUACAUCCACCGUCAAGGCAUCCAAAUCACCAGCUCGAUUACAGAUCAUUACGAAUACCGACGAGACGACGGAACACACAAAACAGCAACCAGAGAAACUCAGAGCAACUGCGAAGCCGUUUACAAGGGCAACGUCAUACUUGUCCAAAAUCAAAGGCAGACACCAAAACGCCCAUCUUGGCCGGGACGGUGCUGAAUCUGACCACAGCUGCGGUUCAUCAGCCACCAGCCUUAACCGUACUUCCAACAGUAUUCGUACGAGCGCCUCCCCGUCCAUCUGCAGUGAUGGUAAUACCAACACGCCCAUUACCGAUGAGUCGUGCAACGAAAUGACGCCCAAACUCCGUGACCCGCUGUGGUCGGCUUUCAAGACUCUUGAUGUUGAGACGAGGGCCUUUGGGUCCAAGCAAACCGCGCACCGCGUUGCUCAGAUCCAUUCGGUUUUGCUGCCAUUUUUGAAACGUACACGAGACAAUUCAUCGGCUAAAACGAUUGCUCUCGAAGAUGUUGAGAGGCGAGCCAUCAUUCUCAACAAGUGGUGGAUGUCUCUUCUAGAUAUGCUCCAUGGCCAGUUACAGCAGCCCAUCCCUGGCGUGGACCGCCCGGUGCUGCUGGAAGCCGCAACGAUGCUCAUGAUGCGGCCCGAAUGGCGACAGGCGACCACGUACAUGCAGCCACUGGCGGAACGGUCACCCUCGGAACGCGUGAGGUCACGAUCAUGGACACAUGCCUCGAAAUCGACGACAGAUGGCUCCGUCCACUCGGACAUGUUUGCCGAAUCUGCAGAGCACAACAUUCGAACCAUGUUUGUGGCCAACCUGGUCAAGCAAAUGGCCUAUGUCGUGGACAAAAUGUCGUUGCGCCACGCGCCUUUAAGCUUGGUAAACUUUUCUGGAAAGACGUGCGCAUACGCCUUCUUCUUCGCCCCGGGAGUUGCCGACGUUUUGCUGCGGCUCUGGGGGCUUACACCGGAGCUCAUCAGGCGAGCCGGGACCGAGUUUGGGCUCCCUCGCAGAGACGUGGGGGAAAGUGACGAUAUCACCGCCCUGUUCCCGCCCAAGUUGGGACCGUUGGGCUGGACUUCGCCUAGAGCCAUGUGGGACGGUCUCAAGCAAAUUCCCAAGAUGCCGUUGCUCGUGGCGAGAAUACCCUGGACUGGUCCCUGGGUCGCUCGGUGGAAGGGCCGAGACACCGACCUCUUCUUCAUCUUUCUCAAGUAUUUCCACGUUCUCUCGGACCAGUUCAUCCCCCCUGGCCUGCCCCUUACGGAAAAGGCUCGGUCGCCCGCAUUUGCCCUGGUUCACGCACAGCUAUUGUCCAUUGUGGACUCGACUAUUCACCGCCAAACUGGCAUCGAACCUGUGGCGUACGCUCCCCUAAUUGACUCGGUUAACGGAGCAGACUCGGCUCUGCCCAUGCCUCUCCCACCACCGAGUAAUGCAAUCCGGGUCAUGGGCGAGAACAGGCUCGUUAUCUUGCUCAAAGACUUCUUGUUCGACGAUGGCCCGGAAAUUGCAGGUGGUAGGCAUACCUUUGCCGAAUCGUUUGCUGCCACCCUCAAGGCGGCUGCAAGCAAGACGUCGCUGUACGACAACUCUGCGUGCUUUACACUUUGCGACUUUUUGGAAGAGGUCUUGAUGGUUUACCAUGAGUUCGAGGUAACAGCUGCAGCCCCAGCCAGCUACAUUGACUGGCCUUUCUGGAUCGAGGUGUGCAAACGCAUGUCGAGCUCAAUGAACACCAUGUCUGAAGUUCGCAUGCUGUCUUUUGUCUUUACCGUCUGGGAUGCCAUGGUCAAAGACUCCCGUAGGAAGGCGGCCGUCUGCUUAGAAUGGCUCCUGACCGAGGAGUCGUUUAAUGCGUAUUUCAACAACUGGUGCCCUAUGGUUCGAGCCUACUACCAGCGCCUCAUUUGCUGGCGAAUGUGUCGAUACACUGGUGGCUCCGACGAAAUGGACAUGAAUAUCUACCUCGAGGCAGCCGCACGACUCAAGACCAAUUGGGCUCACUACCUAUACUUGAAGCAGAACGCAGAAGAGACCGGCAAAAUGGCUCCAUCAACAGCCCCCAUGUCCCCUGCCAUGGGCAAGAAGUUUAUGAUUAUUCGCCAAGAGGCUACCUCGCCGAAUCCGGGACUGUUCAUGGGCUUCGACACAUUCGCCAGAACCCCAGCAUCAUCAUCAAAACCCAAGCACCAGCUCCUGCUUGGUAUUGAUUCCCCAGACACCGGCCUACUCGGCCGCAGCGACAACGGAAAGAAGCGUUGGUCGCUGCUGGGAAAAGUCCUCGCAAUCACGUCUGGGAACAUUGUUCAACCAGCCGCCGUGGACGACGAGUAUGGACGGAUACCACCAGGCUCAGCGGGAAGCGAGACCAGUGGCGGCCUUGGUCGAAAGCUAGCCGAUCCAGCACCCCUCAUUCCAACAUCCAACUCAGGAGGGCGCCUGGGCAAGACGGGCCCUAAAGUCCCCGCUCCAUCUUCAGAUGAUGGAUCCUUGGGAUCGUCUCCCGUCUACGACGAACAGAAAUACACAUUCAAAUUUGUGCUCGGGUGGCAGCAAGCCCCCACUCCCGCUCGUGAUCGCGUCCUGACGAGACCUCGACUGCCCAUCCCAACACAGGCGCGCAUCAGCGCGAAGAAUCACAAUGUUCUCCCGCCCCUGCCUCCUCUCCCGCCUCUUCCGCGAGCCGAUGUCCCAGCCCAAACACGCCCGGAGACACCCAAACCGGCUCGCAUACCAAAGGAAGGCGAUUUGGCAUCUCUUAACGCCUCCGUCGAGGAGUGGCUCCGCAACACGCCGACUGGCAGCUUGGAGCCUGGACCCGGCAGCCGACGAAGUAGUGGUAGCGUUGCCCGACGUGACGGCGGCACACCGGGCGAAACAACAACACGCAACAACACCUUGUCCACUACCAAUACUGCCAGCGACAGCAACAGAGAGCAGCUUACGAAACCAGUAAAGCCUACUGGAAUAUAUGCCAAGAAUGCCGUGUAUUGCGGUCGUGCCCUUGCAGAAUGGGCUCAGGUGAUUUCUGAAUGCAAUAUUUUUACCGAAAGGCGCCAGGACGAUGGUGUUGAGCUACUGGCCGAUAUUGAAGUGCCUCAUCUCGGAGUGGACGGAUUCCGCCGCGGGUAA